UCUAUCUUUUAAGGACCAUCAUCACACAGAGAGGAAAAUCUGGAGAUCUGAGUUUUUGGAAUCUCACAAAAGUAACUCAGGUAAAAAUUUUAAAGAACAAAGAAGAAUCCAGAUGAAGACAGUAAAACACUCUGGCAGGUUUCCAAGCAUACUAAGAGCUCGAAGAAGGUGCAAUUAGUCAUGAAACUAAGGGCCAAACAAAACCCAGAGACACCUACAACAGAAAAUUAAGCUCCAGGAGACAGCACUGAGGAAGAAAAACAAGGAAGAUAGGCGUGCUUCUGUGUUGUGGGAUGCCUGGGUCCAGGUAUAAAGGCUGCCCAGGGAGGCCAUCCCCAGACAUCACUGCCUUCUGCCUCGACCUUAUCCAGCCACACACCACCAUGUGCCAUACCAGCUGCUCCUCAGGCUGCCAGCCAGCCUGCUGCGUGUCCAGUCCCUGCCAGCCAACCUGUUGCGUGCCCAGCCCCUGCCAGGCAUCCUGCUGCGUGCCUGUGGGCUGCCAGUCCUCCAUGUGUGUGCCUGUGAGCUUCAAGCCAGCCGUGUGCGUUCCUGUGAGCUGCCAGUCUUCCGUGUGCGUGCCUGUGAGCUGCAGGCCCAUCGUGUGUGUGGCCCCCUCCUGCCAGUCCUCCGUGUGUGUGCCUGUGAGCUGCAGGCCCGUUGUUUAUGCGGCUCUCUCCUGCCAGUCCUCCGGGUGCUGCCAGCCCUCCUGCACCAGCGUCCUCUGCAGACCCAUCUCCUGCGGCAUCCCUUCCUGCUGCUGA
Molecule: messenger RNA, 764 nt
Organism: Chlorocebus sabaeus (green monkey)
Lineage: Eukaryota; Metazoa; Chordata; Mammalia; Primates; Cercopithecidae
Gene: KRTAP12-2
Product: keratin associated protein 12-2
Cellular component (GO): keratin filament
Source: RefSeq, a predicted model, not a curated record